This is a messenger RNA of Euleptes europaea (tarantolino), 1748 nucleotides long. It is a transcript of the gene CBX4, whose product is annotated as chromobox 4. Bases 1 to 1617 code for a protein of 538 amino acids. Gene Ontology annotation, biological process: negative regulation of DNA-templated transcription. The record is from RefSeq and is a predicted model, not a curated record. The transcript is spliced from 5 exons. NCBI's taxonomy places the organism in Eukaryota, Metazoa, Chordata, Lepidosauria, Squamata, Sphaerodactylidae.
AUGGAGCUGCCUGCCGUGGGCGAGCACGUCUUCGCCGUGGAGAGCAUCGAGAAGAAGCGCAUCCGGAAGGGCCGAGUGGAGUACCUCGUCAAAUGGAGAGGGUGGUCCUCCAAGUACAACACGUGGGAACCGGAGGAGAACAUCCUGGACCCCCGGCUGCUGAUCGCCUUCCAAAACCGGGAAAGGCAGGAGCAACUGAUGGGAUACCGCAAGCGAGGACCAAAGCCGAAGCCUCUGGUUGUUCAGUUGCCCUCCUUCGCACGCCGCUCUAAUGUCCUCAAUGGCCUUCAGGACCCUGCUAUGGAGAACAGGUCUAAGCUGGACCUCAGCAGUUCUGGGAAAAGCCAGCAGCAUCAGUAUGAGCUGAACAGCAAGAAGCACCACCAGUACCAGCCCAAUGGCAAAGACAGCUCCAUAAAGCAUCAGUCACACAGCAAAGGGAAGUACUACUACCAGCUGAAUAGCAAGAAGCACCACCACUACCAGCCCGAUCCCAAGAUGUACGAGCCUCAUUACCAGCCAGGCGGAAAGGAGCUACAGCAAGGGCAAGCCUGCUUUGAUCACAGCAAAAGCUCCUUGAUGUCUCAUUCAGACAAGUGGUCCCACGGUGCAGCCAAAAGCUUGCUGAACCCAGUGAAGAACCUGAGCAGUACAGAAGGAAAGAACGGGGCAGAGAAGAACCUGUCUAGCGGCACAGGGCCGCCGCUUCCACCACCCCGGGAUGGCGGGGCCAGCAAUGGCAUUGGGGGCAAAAUGAAGAUUGUCAAGAAUAAGAACAAGAAUGGCCGUAUUGUGAUUGUCAUGAGCAAGUACAUGGAGAAUGGCAUGCAGGCCGUGAAGAUCAAGUCCGGAGAGCCACCCAAGAAGCGAGUGGCUGAGGACAGGAUUACUAAGAAAGGGACCGAGGACAGGCAGGAGUCCUGGAAAAAGCAUGGGGAGGAGAGAUGGCUGACCUGUGAUCCCAAGGGGAAAUCUGGGACUAAGGCAAGCCAGGUCCCUACCGAGGGUGGAAACAGUCCCCAAAUGACUGCUUCACCAGGCAAAGAACCUCCUGUUGCUGAGCCACAGCCCCUACAGCUUACCACCAAGCCAAACGUAGUCCCGUGGUCCUUGGAAUCUAGUCAGCAAGAGCACAGCCCUGCCACGAUGGGAGUGAACCUCUCCUCCAGCUGCAGUGGAUCCCGGAAACGCUGCCUUUCGGAGCCCCACGGGGACAAGGAGACUGGAAAGAAACGCCUCACUUCCCGGAGCAUCAGUACUCCCACCUGCUUAAGCCCUUCUGUCCCUGAGAGACCCGAACCCCCUGCCUUGCCUGCCUCCCAGCCAGAGGUCAUCCUGCUGGACUCGGACUUAGACGAGCCCAUAGACUUGCGGUGUGUCAAGGCUCGGGGGGACAGUGAGACCGGCCUGGUGCAGGUGAAGCCAGAAACCGUGUUGCCCCCAGCAGACAAGCCUGUGCCAGAGCCUCAGAAGCAGGUGGAACAGUUUGAGGCUGAGGCAGAGGAAGAAGACGAGGAGCCCGUGCCCGAGUUCAAACCUUUCUUUGGGAAUAUAAUAAUUACAGAUGUGACAGCAAACUGCCUGACUGUGACCUUCAAAGAAUAUGUAACAGUGUGAGGAGGCUCUGGCACAGGCGCUUGGCACUCUCCCUUGGCAGCCUGGCACAUGACCCCUCUUCUAAGGUAUUGUUCUGCGCAGAGUAACUAUAUGGUACGGUGUAUAGGGCUGGUCCUAGUGAGAUCAGACGC